GCCUUUUCAUCGCGAGCCUUCGUCAUCAACUACCCUUUUCCUCCUCAAUCUCCACUCUUUCUUUCGCCUGGCCCAGCCCGUCAUGCUGCGUGCCUCUCUUCUCUCCAGCAGAAGGCUUGUCGCCGGAGGCAAUGCGCUCCGGGGCCAGAGCCAAUGGCUUGCCGUUCGCUCUGGGACUCACGCUCAAGUUCCCUUGCGUACCUUUGCCGACACCAGAACACCAGAACAUCGCGUCCCUUCUUCUCAAGCUGCGCCUCCUCCGGGUCGAGUAGUCCCUGAAUCGCCGUCGCCUAUCACCCCGAGCUCCGCUUCCGUUGUGCCCCCAGAGACCGUUCCGAGCGCGCCUCAUGUGGCUCAGGUGCAGACUGCUCCUCCUAGCUCUAUUCCACCAACCGCUGGAAUUGAUGUUGGCUCGAAUCCUCCUCGUGGACCUUCCGAUGAGCAGGGUAUCCCACCUCCACCACCUCCACGCAAGCGACACCCUUUCCGCAACUUCCUGAUUGCUUUGGCGUUCUUGAGCGGUCUUGGCUACGCUGGGGGUGUGUACUACUCGCUUGUUUCAGAUAAUUUCCACGACUUCUUCACAGAGUACGUUCCGUUUGGCGAAGAUGCUGUCCUCUACAUCCAAGAGCGGCAAUUCCGUCUUCGCUUCCCUGGCCGGAAUGCCUCUCAGAAUCGUUUGGUCCAUAUGCCUAGAGAGGAAUCGAACAAGGUCACCAUUGCUGGCCGAAGCGGUGUCUCGUGGAAGGUAACGGACCAUGAUGAUAAGGAUAGCAGCAGCGCGAAGACGAGUGCUGUCGCCUCAUCUCCAGAGCCAGCUGCUUCGCCCAAGCCUGAGGAGAAGCGGGAGCCGGCUUUUAAACCCGCCUCUGUGGUGCCUCUGGAUCCUCUCAACGUGAAGGAUGCGGAGGAACCUGUGGUGCAGGAUCUAGUCAAGGUCCUUAACAAUAUCAUUACCGUAAUUAACGCUGACAAUGCAUCUGGCAAAUACUCUUCUGCCAUUGAGAAUGCCAAGACCGAGCUAUCAGCUGUCACCUCUAAGAUCAACGCCAUGAAGGAAGCCGAACAAAAGGCCGCGGAUGAGAAGAUCCGGUCCAGCCACGAGGAGUUUGACCGCGGUGCCCGGGAAUUGGUUCGCCGUCUCGAGGAGGAGAUGCGAGAUCAAGAGGCCCGAUGGAGAGAGGAGUUUGAAGCGGAACGCGAGAAGAUCUCUCAAUCGUACCAGUCCAGACUCCAGAACGAAUUGGAGCGUGCCAAGGAUUUGUCAGAUCAGCGUCUCCGCAACGAGCUUCUCGAGCAAGCCAUUGAUUUGAAGCGCAAGUUCAUUGAUGAAGUCCAAGAGCGUGUCGAGAACGAGCGCAGCGGUCGUCUCGGCAAGCUGACUGAGCUUUCUUCGAGCGUUUCGGAGCUCGAGAAGCUGACGACUGGCUGGAACUCUGUCCUUGACGCCAAUCUCAAGACACAGCACCUUCACGUGGCGGUCGAGGCAGUCCGAGCCAACCUUGAGACUGCAGAGCAGCCCCGUCCUUUUAUCCGCGAGCUCGCUGCUCUCAAGGAGAUUGCUGAUGAUGACGCCGUUGUUAAUGCCGCUAUUGCAUCCAUCAACCCUACGGCUUAUCAGCGGGGAAUCCCCACCACGGCUCAGCUCAUUGAGCGCUUCCGCCGCGUCGCGGCUGAGGUGCGCAAAGCCGCACUGCUUCCUGACGGCGCUGGUGUGGCCAGCCACGCUGCCAGCUACGUGCUGAGCAAGUUCUUGUUCAAGAAGAAGGGCUUGGCUGUUGGUGAUGAUGUCGAGAGCGUUCUAACCCGAGCGGAGACAUUGCUCGAGGAGGGCCAACUCGACGAUGCCGCGCGUGAGGUAAACAGUCUUCAGGGUUGGGCAAAGACCCUCAGCAAGGACUGGUUGGCUGAGGUGAGAAGCGUUUUGGAGGUCCAGCAGGCGCUUGAGGUCAUUGCGACAGAGGCCAGACUGCAGAGUCUGCGUGUUGAUUAGAGUUCUUAACGAUGUUUGUUGACUACGCUCAUAUAUUUAAUUGCGACGCUUCCUUUCUUCGGCUGAUCGCUCUCUUGUACCCAAUGCGCGCUUUUGGCACUCGGAAAGCGAGGGCAGGAAGAGCGCGAUGCACGUGUAGUCAAGAGGUUCCCAGUGGAACUGUGUAGAUAUCUGCAUUGCGACGAGAUAGAGAUAUAACUUGUAUUCUUAAAAAGCUGAAUUUUCUGCGGCAUUCCCUCUAAUUUCUAAGCUCCAUCGUUCUUUUAGAGAAGACUGAUGUUUUUUUUCCAUCUUCUUGUUGACGUUGAUAUUCUCCUAGCCACAAUGGGUCAAUCACAUGCAAAAGGCAGAUGAUUGCAAAUAAAAGGUGAUGAGGGGCAAAAUCAGAUUGUGAAACAUGAAAGAC
This is a messenger RNA of Xylona heveae TC161, 2399 nucleotides long. RefSeq lists its product as hypothetical. The record is from RefSeq and is a predicted model, not a curated record. Gene Ontology annotation, cellular component: MICOS complex. The coding region runs from base 83 to 1993 and encodes 636 amino acids. Gene Ontology annotation, biological process: cristae formation. NCBI's taxonomy places the organism in Eukaryota, Fungi, Ascomycota, Xylonomycetes, Xylonales, Xylonaceae. The transcript has 3 exons.